Camarhynchus parvulus is the source of this 656-nucleotide messenger RNA. RefSeq names its product ribosomal protein S18 (gene RPS18). NCBI's taxonomy places the organism in Eukaryota, Metazoa, Chordata, Aves, Passeriformes, Thraupidae. The record is from RefSeq and is a predicted model, not a curated record. Gene Ontology annotation, biological process: translation. Gene Ontology annotation, cellular component: small ribosomal subunit; cytosol; ribosome. Gene Ontology annotation, molecular function: structural constituent of ribosome; RNA binding.
AUGGCGGCGGCACCGAGGGAGGCGGCGGGGCGGGGAGGGGGCGGUGGAGAGCGGCAAUGGCGGCGGGAGGGGAGCGAAUGUCCGACCCCCCCUCCCUCAGGUGUCAUGGCGGCCUUCGCUCCCCUCACGGCGGGCUCGGCCCGGAGCGGCCACAAAUCGCUGGUGAUCCCCGAGAAGUUCCAGCACAUUCUGCGGGUGCUCAACACCAACAUCGACGGGCGCCGCAAGAUCGCCUUAGCCAUCACCGCCAUCAAGGGGAUUGGGGCGCUGUGGGGACACGUGGUGCUGCGCAAGGCUGACAUCGACCUGACCAAACGCGCCGGGGAGCUCACCGAGGACGAGGUGGAGAGGGUGAUCACCAUCAUGCAGAACCCGCGGCAGUACAAGAUCCCCGACUGGUUCCUCAACAGGCAGAAGGACGUCAAGGACGGCAAAUACUCCCAGGUCCUGGCCAACGGUUUGGACAACAAGCUGCGCGAGGACCUGGAGCCUGAAGAAAAUCAUGCCGCCCACCGCUGCCUGCGCCACUUCUGGGGGCUCAGGGUGAGGGGGCAGCACACCAAGACCACCGGGAGGCGCGGCCGCACCGUGGGCGUGUCCAAGAAAAAAUGAGGAAUUUUGGGGAAUUCCGGGAAUAAAAAUGGAGAUUUUUUGGA